AUGUCUCCGUUCCCAUUGAAAGGACAUCCAACAAGGCCACACAAGAACAUGCAUCGGUUGUUACAAAGGUACACGACUGAAGCAUCCACCCCGACUAUGAGGCCGGCAACAUCUACCUACCCACUGUUUGUACCCUAUCUGCCCCCUCCAUCUGCAUCAGCCCCACUGUUUAGUACCCUAUCACCCCCUUCAUCCACAUCAGCCACAUCAUCAUCCCCUUCAUCUACAACAAACCCAUCGUCUACCCCUUCCUCAACAAUAGCCACAUCGACACCGGUUGCUACUGAGCAACAAGAUGCGCAGCUAGAGCAACGCUUGCAUAUUACAGUUCGGGCAAAUGCAUUAUUAUCAUCAGAAAAAAUUCCAGUUGUUGUUAGUGACUCAGUCAUCAAGGCUGCUUGGGAACAAAAGGCCAAAGAAAGAUAUCGACGGUGUAAAGGUGUAGUUGGUGGAAAAGCCCCACCUACCCAUAAUGGUGGAUCGGCUUCACAUCAACAAAUUGUUGCUGAUAUGCUAUGUGAGGAAUAUACGGGAAAAGCUCCAUCAUGCUAUGAACUAUUCAUGUUUACUUAUAUUAAGGAUCAUGACGGAAAGACAUUUCAAGUUGACAAAGCUAAUGAAGUUCAUGAUUUGAUUGUGUCUCGACGUGCGGAUUUAGCAUUGCUAGGAGAGGAAGUUCCUAAAAGUGAACUGUUUUAUGCAGCUGUUGGAUGA
Lactuca saligna is the source of this 714-nucleotide messenger RNA. The record is from the annotation of a GenBank genome assembly. NCBI's taxonomy places the organism in Eukaryota, Viridiplantae, Streptophyta, Magnoliopsida, Asterales, Asteraceae.